GCUGAAGCCUUGACUCAAGUAUAGUGUUUUUAGAUGAAGACGGUUUCAGGUGGGCAGAACAGUUGCGCUCGACAGCCAAAAGCGAAGCAAUCCUGCACUUUUGCAGCAUCUUCGUAUUGCUUUUGCGAUUAAGGGAUGGAGGAUGGCUUCUCACAUCUUCAGAUGUGUCCUGAGAGCCUUUAAAUUGCAAAAGGCUGUAAACUAAAAAUGAUUAUCAAUGUGUGCAAUCAUAAUGUCAUCUAUAAUGAGUAUGGCAGUACUUUAAAACGCCUACCUUUUCAGUGACCAGCAUACAGAACUGUGAGCUAAAGGACAAUAAGCUCACAGAUUGUCGUGCCAAGAACACAUGACGCCCACUCAGAAAAUGAACUCCAGCAAAUAUUUUCAAAUGAAUGAAAUUGGAGACAUCCAACAAGAAAACCAUGCCUGACCUAAAAAAACAGUAACUGUGUCUGUGGCAUUUAUUUUCACCUUGUCCUCUAAUGAGAGCCAAAUAUCUAUUUGCAUACCAUUACAUGCUGCCAUGACUCAACCCAACAUUACAGAUCUCUUAGCUAAUAUGGGAGGAUCUGAAUCGGGUAAUCUGUACCGUCCGUUUUCUGUGUUCAGUGUUCUCACGCUCACUUUGCUGGCCAUGCUUGUGGUGGCCACCUUUGUAUGGAACCUCCUGGUUUUGGUGACCAUCCUGAGGGUGCGCACCUUUCAUCGUGUUCCUCACAACCUGGUCGCUUCUAUGGCCAUCUCUGAUGUGAUGGUUGCAGGACUGGUAAUGCCCCUCAGUCUGGUUAGGGAGCUCUACGGUCGGCGAUGGAUUCUGGGUCGGGCGUUGUGUCAGGUCUGGAUCUCCUGCGAUGUGCUCUGCUGCACAGCCAGUAUAUGGAAUGUGACGGCCAUUGCCCUAGAUCGCUACUGGUCUAUCACACGCCACCUGGAGUACACGCUGAAGACACGUAAACGAAUCUCCAAUGUGAUGAUCGGCCUCACGUGGCUGCUCUCGUCUGUUAUCUCCCUUUCGCCACUCUUCGGUUGGGGUGAGACAUACUCGGAAGACAGCCUGGCUUGUCAAGUAAGCCAGGAGCCCUCUUACACGGUCUUCUCCACCUUUGGAGCGUUUUACCUGCCCCUCUGUGUGGUGCUCUUUGUCUACUGGAAGAUUUACAAGGCUGCCAAAUUCCGCAUUGGCUCUCGCAAGACCAACACCAUCACACCCAUGGCUGAGGUCAUAGAGGUUAAGGAGGCUGAACGACAGCCACAGAUGGCCUUCACAGUUCGUCACGCUACUGUAUCGUUCCAGACGGAUGGAGAGACGUGGCGAGAGCAGAAAGAGAGGAGAGCGGCUCUGAUGGUGGGCAUCCUGAUUGGUGUGUUUGUGCUCUGUUGGAUUCCCUUUUUCCUUGCUGAGCUCAUCAUUCCUCUCUGUUCAUGCGACAUCCCUCCUGUCUGGAAAAGUGUCUUCCUCUGGCUGGGUUACUCAAACUCCUUCUUCAACCCGCUGAUCUACACAGCCUUUAAUAAGAACUACAACAAUGCGUUUAGAAACCUUUUUUCCAGACAGCGAUGAGCAACAGAAAGA
Molecule: messenger RNA, 1573 nt
Organism: Puntigrus tetrazona (Sumatra barb)
Lineage: Eukaryota; Metazoa; Chordata; Actinopteri; Cypriniformes; Cyprinidae
Gene: htr5ab
Product: 5-hydroxytryptamine (serotonin) receptor 5A, genome duplicate b
Biological process (GO): adenylate cyclase-activating adrenergic receptor signaling pathway
Cellular component (GO): plasma membrane
Molecular function (GO): G protein-coupled serotonin receptor activity
Source: RefSeq, a predicted model, not a curated record